CUGGGGUUCACCCAGCGUUAGCUUGCUCCUCCGGUGGUGUUUUGGUCCAGUUGGCGCUGCUCCUCACUCGCCAAGAUGACAGCGAGGAAGUCUGGUUCACGACUGGAGAUAGAGAUAGAGCGAUGCCGCUCGGAGGCCCAGUGGGACAAGAUUCCAGAGUUGGUGCGACAGCUCUCGGCUAAGCUGAUAUCAAACGAUGACCUGGGCGAGCUGCUGUUGGGUGAAUGUAAGCUGCAGACGUACCUGAAGGAGAAUCCCAUCAAGCAAGGUACAAGUCCCAGGGUCCAACGGCCAAAACUGCUGGAGGUCAGGAAGCAUCUCACUGCUGCUCUGGACAGAGGAAACCUGAAGCCGGAUUACAUCCAGGAAGCUAGCCUGUUAAUGGCCAAACUGUGCUAUGUGGAGGGAGAAUACAAAGAUGCUUUAGGGCACUACAGCAAGGUGAACCUGGACGACAUGCAGCUGGCUGGAGCUCCUGUGUACAGGCUGUCUAUGAUAGCAGAGUCUUAUGCGACUAAAGGUUUGUGCCUAGAGAAAGUCCCAGCUGCUUCACCGUCUCUAUCCAAUAAGAACGCCGGGUCUCCGGCGUCCAACAGGAGCAUGACCGAGCGGGAGCAGGAGAUCAUCACCUGCUACGAAAAGUCUGGAGACAUUGCUUUGCUCUAUCUGCAGGAGGCCGAGAAGGCGUUGUCAGCAGGGAUUCAGAACCGCAGUCCAAAGCCUGGUCCGACAGCUCAGGACCAGGAGCUGGGCUACUUCCUAGAGACGGGCCUUCAGAGAGCCCAUGUCAUCCACUUCAAGAAUGGCAACCUGACACAAGGUGUGGGCAGGUUUCGAGAGAUUCUUCGGGCUAUUGAGACCAGAACCACCCAGAACCUACGAAUGACCAUAGCCAGACAGCUUGCAGAGAUCUUGCUCAGAGGAAUGUGCGAACAGAGUUACUGGUCUCCUCUUGAAGACCCACCCGUUGUGUCGCCCCUGGACGAUCCGACACGCCAAGGACACACUCAUAGCAAGAGCUACAGCCUAAGCCGACGCCCACGAGUGUACUCGGGAGAGAAUCUGUUUUGCCCUCAGGAGAACACAGAAGAAGCAUUGCUGCUGCUGCUCAUCAGUGAAUCCAUGGCCAACCGUGAUGCCGUCCUAAGCAGAAUUCCUGAACACAACAACGAUCGGAUCAUCAGUCUGCAGUCGGCCUCGGUGGUGUAUGACCUGCUGACCAUAGCUUUGGGCAGGAGAGGGCAGUAUGAGAUGUUGUCAGAGUGUUUGGAGAGAGCCAUGAAGUUCGCCUUUGAGGAGUUCCACUUGUGGUAUCAGCUCGCCUUGUCGCUGAUGGCAGCAGGCAAAUCAGCUCGUGCCGUUAAGGUUCUCAAGGAGUGUAUCCGCCUGAAGCCCGAUGACCCCACCAUCCCGCUGCUGGCCGUAAAGCUGUGCAUCGGACCUCUCCACUGGCUGGAUGAAGGAGAGUGCUUUGCAAAGAUGGUGAUUGACAUGGGAGAGAAAGCAGCUGAAUUCAGAGCCAAAGGCUACUUGGCUAUAGGUUUGGUUUACAGCCUCAAAGCCACUGAUGCGUCAUUGCGGAGCACACAGGAGGAAUACCAGAGGAAAGCUUUGGGAGCCUUCCAGAGAGCUCAGAGUCUGUCUCCAACUGACCAUUUGGCAGCCUUCUACUUGGCGCUGCAGCUUGCCGUGUCCAGACAGAUCCCCGAGGCGCUAGGCUAUGUUCGGCAGGCACUGCAGCUUCAAGGAGAUGACGUCCACUCCCUUCACCUGCUGGCCCUGCUUCUCUCUGCCCAGAAACACUACCACGAUGCUCUCAAUAUCAUAGAGAUGGCUCUCUCCGAGUACCCUGAAAACUUCAAUCUGUUGUAUACCAAGGUGAAGCUGGAGGCUAUGUGUAGAGGACCCGAAGAAGCUCUGCUCACCUGUAAACACAUGCUGCAGAUCUGGAAGAGCUUUUACAACCUUACCAACCCCAGUCUGUGGAGUGACUUCUUUGGGAAGAACUUGGGAAUUUUCUGCAAAUAUCCAAAGGAUGUGGCAUUUACGCCCGCUCCUGAGUGCCGCUCCCAGUGCCAACAUGAUUCGGGGCGUGGCAGCAGUCUGUUGGAUAGAGCCAUAGCAGACAGGCGACAGCUCAACGCUAUGACCCUGCCUGACUUCAGUGACCCUGAGACUGUCUCAGGUUCUUCCUCUUCGCUCUCUGGUUUCGAACCAGUCUCCCCUACUUCCCCCUCCACCAUGUCCACCGUCUCCUCCCCGCUGUCUUCCCCUUCUUCCCCUGUCUUCAUCUUCCAGCCUCCCCGUACUCCUCUGCCUCCACUCCAAAAACCAUCUUUCCGCUCUCCUCUUCCUUCCCUUCCCCCUGCCCUUCCUCCUCCUCCUCCACCUCCACGCACAAAGACCAGGACUCACUCCUUCUGCAACCACGCCAUAGUCCGCCAGCUGUCCUCCAACUGCGGCCUUCAGGACGCUAACACACUUGGUUUUUCCUCCAUGUUUUCUGUUUGUUCGGUGCACGCUACCUCCAUAGCAGCCAGUCGUGUGGAGCAGGCUCUAUCCGAAGUCGCCUCCUCUUUGCAGAGCAGUGCCCCCAAACAUGGACCCCUGCACCCCUGGAUGACCCUGGCUCAGAUCUGGCUCCAUGCAGCUGAGGUGUACAUCGGCAUGUCAAAACCUGCUGAGGCCACGGCUUGCACGCAGGAAGCCGCCAACCUCUUCCCCACGUCCCACAACGUCCUCUACAUGAGGGGGCAGAUAGCCGAGCUGAGGGGCAACAUGGACGAAGCCAAGCGCUGGUACGAGGAAGCCCUGUCCAUCAACCCGACUCAUGUCAAGACCAUGCAGAGACUGGGUCUGAUCCUGCACCAGCUGCAGCGUUACAGUCUUUCGGAAAAGGUGCUGAGAGACGCCGUGCAGGUGAACAGCACGGCUCACGAUGUGUGGAACAGUCUUGGCGAGGUGUUGCAGGCUCAGGGAAACACCGCCGCCGCCACUGAGUGUUUUCUCACCGCCUUGGAGCUGGAAGCCAGCAGCCCCAUCCUGCCCUUCACCAUCAUUCCCAGAGCGCUAUGAGAAAAACACAACACAGAGCAUGCCUGCAUGCCACUUCACAAACACACACACACACGCACAGACCUGUGAAAAGGUGUACUGCCAAACCCUCACACACACAUAAACUCAGAGUGUAUAUAGAAAUGCAAAGAGUACAAAUAAACAGGCUUCCCUCUGUCUACCCGUGCUUCCCACAAUGCCUUUCUUGUGGCCACGUCUACGUGAGUGUGCGUGUCUCCUUCCCGCGCUGCGUGUUGUCUCCUUCGUCAGAUUCCGUUCAAAUCAUUAUUCUCAGAAGCCUGAAAGUUGUGUUUACAUGUUGUUUAGUCCAAAUACACACACACACACUCUGAGCAGUUUUAACAUAAAUGGAUUAGAUUUCCUUUAAAAGCCAAAUAUGCAUUUACUUGGUACUGUUCACAUCGAUGCAGCAGAAAACACUCUUUCAAAAGUGGAUGCAAGCGCCAAAACCUGUCCGUCCCACUCCCUUCCUGUUUUUUUUGUUGUUGUGUUUUUUUCUUAUGAUGAUUUACGGAGUUCAGCAAGGUGAGAGAGCACCAUACAAUUUAGAGCCACCAGUGGACCCUGUUUUCAGUGGGUUCAUGUCUUCAUUUUUAAUCCCUCUCCCUGCCCUGCAUCUUUUCUGCUUUCUGAUAAUUCAUCAGAUAAAACUCUGUGUAGUCUCUGUGUUCUGCCCCCACCUGGUUUAGUCAGUGAUAAAUAUUGCUGUAUGUAUAUGCUUGUGUUUUUUUGUUUGUUUGUUUGUUUUUUAACACUACAAAAACUCAAUCCCAUUUUAUAUGCACGCACAAACACUAUAGAUCAGCAGCAGAUCGAGCUGGGGGUCAAACCACUGAGUAUUGCCUUCACUGUACUGUAGCCCUGCACCCGUGUUAGCAUUGUUAAAAUUUGAAGACAGGAACCCACUGUAGUAAAUUCAGACUUCUGAGUGGUCAAUGGUGUUUGACUCGACACUAAGAUCAUUUUCCAAAAGUAUCUGUGCCACUUUUUGGUGCUUGUAUCCACUCAGGAAAGAUGCUCGUGUAAUGUUAUCUGCAUCUGCAUGGAGGGGGAUCGUUGUUACUGUAUACCUGGCUCAGGAUCAGCCAGGUCUUUAAGGUAUCCAGCGGAGCAUCGACGGACUUUCACUGAGAAAUAAAUCGGUGUAAAUGCCAAACCUCGGGUUGCAUUCGCCCUCACGGGAAAUCUGAUUUCCUGCAGCUGAUUUUAAAGUGGUUUUGUGAAGUUUUUAAGUGAAAAAAAUCAAAGUGCCACCUGGAGCAACUCAAACGGCAGCAACGUAUAAUCUGCGGGAAACUGUUGGAAUCUGUGCCACAUCUUUCCUCCAGAAAUCAGAUUUUCUUGUUGAGCGCAAAUGCACCCGCAGUGAUUGUGUUGUCUUUGUGUCCCAUCACCAGAUUAAUAUUUUUAUUUCGUUUUUGAUUAUAAAUACAAAGAAUUAUUGCUGUAUAUUUCAUUGUUCCACUAGUGUAUUAUUAUUUUAGAGAGUAAAUUAUAACUAUUUUCUGGAGAAUGAUGUUGCUUAGAGAGAGUGAGGUAUGAAAGGACAUCCUCCUGAGCUCAGGCAGUGAGUCCUUUGUGCUGUAAAUGAAUGAUUAUGAAGACCAAGAUAAUAAAAGUGGAUAAAAAGAA
Pundamilia nyererei is the source of this 4707-nucleotide messenger RNA. RefSeq names its product tetratricopeptide repeat domain 7B (gene ttc7b). The coding region runs from base 76 to 3075 and encodes 999 amino acids. The transcript has 24 exons. The record is from RefSeq and is a predicted model, not a curated record. Gene Ontology annotation, biological process: phosphatidylinositol phosphate biosynthetic process; protein localization to plasma membrane. Lineage: Eukaryota; Metazoa; Chordata; Actinopteri; Cichliformes; Cichlidae. Gene Ontology annotation, molecular function: protein binding. Gene Ontology annotation, cellular component: plasma membrane.